This is a messenger RNA of Sardina pilchardus (European sardine), 2519 nucleotides long. It is a transcript of the gene ccni, whose product is annotated as cyclin I. Gene Ontology annotation, cellular component: cyclin-dependent protein kinase holoenzyme complex; cytoplasm; nucleus. Gene Ontology annotation, molecular function: cyclin-dependent protein serine/threonine kinase regulator activity. Lineage: Eukaryota; Metazoa; Chordata; Actinopteri; Clupeiformes; Clupeidae. Gene Ontology annotation, biological process: mitotic cell cycle phase transition; regulation of cyclin-dependent protein serine/threonine kinase activity. The transcript has 7 exons. The coding region runs from base 288 to 1481 and encodes 397 amino acids. The record is from RefSeq and is a predicted model, not a curated record.
CAGUUUCUUUCCUCCUUCAGUCCCCUCCUCGGAAAUAGACGCAUCUGUCUUUUCCGUUCGUUUUAUUUUUAAUAUCAAUUUGGAAGGAUCCCUUCUUUUCUUCCCUCCAAAUAAGACGAAAUGGAGACCAGGAUGGACGAGUAAAAUAGACAUACCGGCCCGCAACACCCCUUUAUUUUACUUCUGUUUAAUGGACCGGAUGAUUUCCAAGUCGGACUGUGGAUCUCACAGCUUUGCAGGGGAGGUAGCUGUAUCCAGUGUGGAGGUAGGCACAUCCAGGGGUAGCGAUGAAGUUUGCAGAACCCUUGGAGAGCCAGAGGCUGUCUUUUCUUUUGGAAAAGGCAGCUUCUAGGGAAGCCAUAAUGUGGAAGGCCCGUAUGCCAAAGAAGCCCUCCACUCAGGAUACAGAUAUCUCUCCUGGCCAGCGAGAUGAGGCGGUGCGCUGGCUCACUGACCUGCACAGCAAACUUAAGCUCUAUCCAGAGACCCUCUGCCUUGCCAUCAGUAUACUGGACCGCUUUUUGGCAGCCAUCAAGGCCCGCCCAAAGUAUCUGCCUUGUAUUGCCAUCACUUGCUUCUUCCUGGCUGCAAAGACCAAUGAAGAGGAUGAGCGGAUCCCGUCUCUGAGUGACCUGGCUGACUCCAGUAGCUGUGGCUGUUCUCCCUCGGAGAUCCUGCGGAUGGAGAGGAUCAUUCUGGAUAAGCUGAACUGGGAUCUGCACACAGCCACACCGCUGGACUUUCUUCACAUUUUCCAUGCGAUGGUGCUGUCGUGCAAAUCCCCGUCGCUGGCAGGUCUGCUGGGCCCGAGCGCGUCCCAGCACCUGGCCCUGCUGACGCAGCAGCUGCUGCGCUGCCUGGCAGACCACCGGCUGCUGCAGACGCAGGGCUCCAUGCUGGCCCUGGGCCUCCUCACGCUGGAGCUGGAGAGGCGCUGUCCUGACUGGCUGGGCCUCACCAUCGACCUGCUCCGCAAGGCACAGAUUGACAGCACCCAGUUGAUCUGCUGCCGAGAGCAGGUGGCACGUAGCCUGUCCAGACAUCAGGCUUCCCUGCCUCCCAACACUGUGUUCAUCUACCAGCCCCUGCACCAGAGCCUGGAGCCCUGUGCCAGGGGAGCCCAGCCCCGCUGGCACCCCUCGGCCCUACCACCGCUGGCACAGGCCCAGGCUCGGCUCCCCCAGCCCGGCCCGACCUCCGCCUCCACCCCCACCCUGGCCCUGCUCUCCCCUCCCAACCUGCGCCUGCGCCCCACCGUGCGGCUCCGCUGCAAGCCCUCGGCCAAGCGCAAGGUGGAGCAGAUGGAGGUGGACGAGUUCUUUGACGGCAUCAAGCGUCUGUACAACGAGGAGGCACCGGCGGCGGUGGAGGGCGCGGGCGGAGGGGAGGUGGCGGCGCGUGGCUGCAGCUCCCUGUCGGCCCCACGGCAGGAGGGCAGCUCCUCGCCCUGCCCCCCUCUGCAGCCCGUCAGUGUCCCCUAGCGUGCAGCGCAGUCCCCCACCACCAACUCCUGCCCAAAGAAAGGCCUCGUGUCCUUCAGAUCGCUCUCUUUCUCUGUGUGCCACAUAUGAGAAGCAAUGUGGGGUGGAGGAAAAUGAAAAUACCGCAGUUACUGGCAUAGUCUGAUCCCCAGAGCAGAGCCCUAAAAACAUACAAAAAAAGUUUCAAGUACAUAUGCUGCUAUCUCAUAAGCAUUUGUGGAGCACAAGCAAAAAAAAAUCAAAUAAUUAAAAGCGAUAAAAAAAUCAUAAAUUAUAGAAAAAUCCCCAUGACCAAAAAAAGUAGUACUUUUCCCAGAACUUUUUGUAAUACUGACUUGCGUAUGUCUAACUACAAUGUCAUCAUCUUCAUCUGUCACAUUUUCAUUUCCAAUUUUCAGUGUGUUUGACCUUUUGAAAUUCUGUCUGAAUGUUUUUUCUAACCUCUCAGCCUAAACCUGUUUUUACAUGUUUGUGUUCAUGUGUUGUUGUAUGCCCAUAGUCGUUCACUGCCAAACAGAACUGAAUGUAAGAUGAGUUUUGUAUGGAGUGAAUAGCUGAUUAGCUCAAGUGGAAGGUAGCUCUCUCUUACAUAUAUUUUGUCUAUAAAGUGUCUGAUGACAUGCUAAUAUAUAAACCCCGAUCCCAGAGUGGUGGCCUGGUAAUGUCAGUGUGUUGUGAUAUUUGAGUGUGUUUGGACUGAAAGGGUGAGAUGAAUCCCCUGUCACAUUUUCUAUUACAUGAAGCAUUAAAACGUCCACUCAGACAUGCACUAUGAUGUGUUGCAUUUUGAUCAAGCCUGGCAUUUCAUGAAGGGGAAACAAGUUGUAGUUUGUUCUUCUCUAAAUAUAUACCUGUGCAAUAAAACUGAGAAAAUACUGAAAAAAAUGUACUGAAGGGGAAGGAAAGCCUUAGUUCUUCAUUGUUAUUUUGCUGCACUCUUCCAUGCGCUCUGUUUCUGUGAAAAGCUCUGCUCUGGAGGCCAGACGACUGCCCGUGCUGCUGAAACUCACGGCAACAAUAAAAGAACCUGACCUCUGA